AUGAAGGUGAUAGCUUUUACUGAAACUUGGCUCAAUUGUAAUAUAAAUAAUUCUGAAUUGAUGGACUCUCGUUACGUGAUUUAUCGUAGGGAUAGAGUUAUUACAUCCACGUCCAAACAGGAUGGGGGAGGAGUGUUGCUGGCGGUCUCUAAAGAACUCCAAUCAAGGAGAAUGCCUGACUGGGAGAGCGCAGGCGAGGAUCUAUGGGUUGUUGUUGAUGUUGAUAUUUGUGGUAAAUCUGAGAAGUUGGCUUUGUGUGUCGUUUAUCUACCUCCUACGUCUAGCACGCAAAUGAAGUUAAAAACCUUGAGUGAUUUUUUAAACUCUGCCAGUCGCGUCUUACUAAAAAUGAAUAAAGUUGUCAUAUGUGGCAAUUUUAAUUUAAGUUUUAUUGAUUGGGUGUUUGAUAAGGAUACGCUGCAGAUUAUUCCUAGCAAUUAUAAUAACUCUAUUGGUACCGCGUUUGUUGAUUUUAUGCUUACUAAUAGUUUGAACCAAAUAUGCGCUGUUCGAAAUUGUGAUGAUAGGAUCCUGGACCUGGUCCUUACUAAUAUUUCUGGUGGUUCGGUUGUGCAAUCUUCAGACUUACUAAGUAAGCUUGAUCCGUUCCAUCCAAGUUUCGAGAUAACAUUUAGCCUUUCACCGACGUGUUUUUUGCGUCCAGUAUUGGGAGAUUAUCGUAGUUUCUACAAAGCUAAUUAUGACAGAAUUUGGCAGCACCUGGGCAAAAUUGACUGGAGCGAGAGGUUUAGUCAUUGCGAUGAUGUCGAUAGUAUGACAUUAUCUUUCUAUAAUGAAUUAUAUAGUGUCAUAGACGCUAAUGUGCCUUUGACGACUAUGAAGAAGUCAAGGCAUCGACCGCCCUGGUAUACUAACGCUCUGGUAGGAAUGCUCACCGAAAAGGAAAAGAUUAGAAAAAGACGCAUGGAAGAGAGUAUUCAGAAGAAUCCCAAAACUUUUUGGCGUUAUAUAAAUAAAAAACGUAAUGGCGAUAACUCUGUUCCUUCUGUGAUGUAUUCUGGUAGUGAGUCUGUGAAUUCUGGUCAAUCUAUAGCGCAGUUAUUAGCUGAUCAUUUUUCCUUAGCCUGUAGUGAUUCUCAGCCUGUUUUACCGCUGUCUGUCGAAUCAAGUUUUAGUAAUAUUCUGUCGUUUGGUAAUAUGUCAAGCUUGCAGUUUACGGUGGAACAGGUUGAGAAGGGUCUUGGUUCUCUGAAACCGUCAGGGGGUGCGGGUCCUGAUAAAGUUCCGCCAGUUUUCCUAAUUCGAUGUGCUUCGGUUUUGGCUUUGCCUUUGCAACUUAUUUACAAUCGGUCUAUUAGCGAUGGGAGGUUCCCUGUGGAGUGGAAAAGAGCUAGAAUAGUCCCUGUUCAUAAAAAGGGGGAUAUACAUGACGUGAAAAACUACUGUCCUAUUUCCAUCCUCUCGUGUGUUUCUAAACUUUUUGAACAACUAAUACGUCCGGUUUUAACAUGCUUUGUUCGUCCAUAUAUUUCUACCUAUCAGCAUGGAUUUAUUCGGGGUCGGUCGACUAUGACUAAUCUGGUUGAGUUUGUUGCCGAUGUGAUGACUGGGGUUGACAGGGGUCACCAAAUAGACGCCAUUGAUACUGAUUUCAGUAGUGCUUUUGACAGGGUGCGAGAUCUCGGCGUCGUCAUUGAUAGCAAGCUCAAAUUUGAUAUACAUGUGGACAGUGUAACUUGUAAAGCUGCUAGGAUGUUGGGUUUUGUCAAGAGAAAUGCUGGAGAUUUUCGACUCCCAUCCACAAAGAUACUUUUAUUCAAUUGUCUGGUUCGUAGUCACCUCGAGUAUGGUAGUGUUGUGUGGAGCCCGUCGUAUGUUGUGCAUUCGCAGAGGCUAGAGGGUAUCCAGAGAGCUUUCACUAGAUACCUGGCUUUUACGUCUCCAGGAAUUUCUCAUAGAAGUUCCUAUGAUCAGCGCUUGGAUCACUUCGGCUUGAUUACGUUAAGAGACAGACGCAAACUGCUCGACCUUCUGUUCCUGUAUAAAGUAAUCAAUGGAUUCAUGGACUCUACUGAUAUUCUGUCUCGGGUGAAUCUUUGUGUCCCCUAUAAUAGUCCUCGCAAGCCUAUCUCUCACAUUUUUGAAUGCUCUCGUAAUAGGACCAAUCUAGGUCGCCACUCCCCCAUUAACAGAAUUUGCGUGGAAUAUGGCGAGCUGUGCAGCCGGGCGCCGGAUGUGGACAUUUUUAGCGAUUCUUUACGUAAAUUUAAAAAUCAAAUACUGAAAUCAAUAGCGGGCUGUAAUUAG
This is a messenger RNA of Melitaea cinxia (Glanville fritillary), 2268 nucleotides long. RefSeq lists its product as uncharacterized. NCBI's taxonomy places the organism in Eukaryota, Metazoa, Arthropoda, Insecta, Lepidoptera, Nymphalidae. The record is from RefSeq and is a predicted model, not a curated record. The transcript is spliced from 3 exons. Bases 1 to 2268 code for a protein of 755 amino acids.